Messenger RNA from Cooperia oncophora, 963 nucleotides. The record is from the annotation of a GenBank genome assembly. NCBI's taxonomy places the organism in Eukaryota, Metazoa, Nematoda, Chromadorea, Rhabditida, Trichostrongylidae.
AUGGCCGGUGGUGACACUGAAGACGAUAUGGCUGCAAAAGAUGAGCCGUUUUCUCCAGUGCGAGGAUAUAACUCGCCUAAGGACUUUAAUAUUCAGUUUCCUUCCAACAGACAUGGCGGAUUGAGAACAAUAGUGUUCGCUGAACCUUCGAAUGUACGAACAGGCCCGCCAAGGCCAGAUGACUUGAAGAAUGGUCUUUUACCCGGAGAUCAAUUAAUUAAAGUUGAUGGCAAAAGUGUGGAUGCUAUGUCCCGAGAUGAACUGCACAACGCUGUCCGGAGUGCAGGAGAUCAAAUAGUUCUGGAGGUGAAGUCUGUUCCCGAGUUGGCGGAAUUCUGCGAUCGAAAGCACCGCCAAAGUGGUGGAAGAGCAGACGAUGAUCAGUUAAUGCUUGGUCAUAUCAACACGAAUCUCUACGAGGACAUCCCUGAGGAGCAGCGAUACUGGCUUGUUCACAAAGGCGGUUAUACGGUUGUACGGCUCCUCGAGCUUCUCCCUGAUGGCCGAGCCCUCAUCCGAGUAGCUGGUCGUGAGAUGACUGUUGAUUCCACCGAUAUCGACAGAAUGAAUCCAACUCAUCUUGAUCGAGUAGGCGAUGUAGCAGCGCUUUGUUAUCUGAAUGAGACGAGUGCUGUACACCUGCUGCGGCAGCGAUUUGGAUGCAACCUGUCGUACACGAAUGCUGGCCUUAUUAGUCUUGUUUGCCUCACGUCAGUUGAAGAAGGUGCAGUUGGUCAAGAUCGUCUUGUUUCGCUAUUCAAAGGAUGUCGUCGUGGACAAAUGCCCGCCCAUAUUUAUGCUACUGCGCAACAGGUAUAUAGGAAUCUCCAAAUGACGGGUCAUAAUCAAUGCAUUGUGCUGACGGGCAAUAGUGGUAGCGGCAAGACCACACAACUUCGCAACUUUGUACAUUAUCUUGCUGAAGUAGCUGGAUGGACAAGGAGUUUGCCAUGUAAGCCUUGA